Messenger RNA from Vicia villosa (hairy vetch), 1177 nucleotides. Its product is annotated as mediator of RNA polymerase II transcription subunit 22a-like. The coding region runs from base 393 to 848 and encodes 151 amino acids. The record is from RefSeq and is a predicted model, not a curated record. NCBI's taxonomy places the organism in Eukaryota, Viridiplantae, Streptophyta, Magnoliopsida, Fabales, Fabaceae. Gene Ontology annotation, biological process: regulation of transcription by RNA polymerase II. Gene Ontology annotation, molecular function: transcription coregulator activity. Gene Ontology annotation, cellular component: mediator complex. The transcript has 5 exons.
AAUGUAAAUGGUUUCUUUGUCUCUCUCGCUUUCUCAUUGAACCCUAGCCGUAUUCGUCUUCCUCUUCCUCGAGCGCCUCCAUCAUUCCAGCCAUUUUCUACUAAGUACCCACUUCAUCUACUCCGCCCCUUUCGUGUACGACAACAAUCUCAUCACCAUCCCUUUCAUUUUCUGGAUUCGAUCCCCUUCCUGUUCUUGCCUCCAUCAUUGAGUGGGUGCCUCACAAUCACAAUAAACUCAUAUCUUCUCUCUGUCUUCAGCGGAACAAAAAUCGAUAUCACUCAAGCUUGAUUCACCAUUGUUCAAGUUCAACUUAGAGAGGAAGUAAUUGCUCUGUCUUGCAUUUUCUUGAGGUUUCUUGAAUUUUCAUAGUUUGUCACAGAGAGAAGAGAAUGAACAAAGGUGGACCAGGCGGCAGUGGGCCCACUACGGCAGCGGCUGCAGCUGCGGCUCAGAAGCAGAAGACAUUGUUGCAGAGAGUGGAAGGUGAUAUUGCCAACAUUGUUGACAAUUUCAGCCAACUUGUCAAUGUUGCCAGGGUAAAUGAUCCACCUGUUAGGAAUUCACAAGAGGCUUUUAUGAUGGAAAUGCGAGCUGCUAGGAUGGUCCAAGCUGCUGACUCUCUACUUAAAUUGGUGUCAGAGCUGAAGCAGACUGCAAUAUUUUCAGGAUUUGCUUCUCUUAAUGACCAUGUAGAACAAAGAAAGGUUGAGUUUAACCAACUGGCAGAAAAAACAGACCACACACUGUCUAGGAUUGGAGAGGAAGCUGCAGCUAGCCUUAAAGAACUCGAAUCCCAUUAUUCUUCUUCUGCGCAAAAGACUAUUCAAGAUAUACAACAACCAUAAUUGACACAAUGGUUAUAGUUGUCACUGUCUGACGAUGAGGUUUUAGGAUCAAGUUGUGGAAUCAGAUUUUUGCAAAUAUAAGACAAGGCUGCCUACAACAUAUUUUCAGUGUGAUUUGCAAUAGAGUUAAAAUUUAUAUAUUUUCCAUGUUUGUAGUUCAUUAUAUGGAAAUGUUAUUCCGUUAUAUCGAAAAUGGAAAGCAACCUAGCCUUAGACAUUCUAAAUACAUGAAUAUUGAUUGUAGUUAUGCACUCAUAUUUGUGAAUUUGUGAAUAUGUGAACAUGUUUGCUUUAAGAUUAAAAUAACUAAUAAAAUAUACACUUGUCAA